CAUACUAACCGUAUACAACUAUUGAUCUGAACAUCGUGAAGUACAAUAGGCCGUCAAGCAUCGAAUCGUCGCAGAUCUUCCGAACGCCAGGCAAGAAAUGCCGCUGUUAUACCCCAAGCUCAGGGUGACCCAGGUCUUUGGUGCCAACACCGAUGUCGGGAAGACGCUGCUUACCACCUCGCUACUCCGGUCGACAGCCAAGCUCUAUAAGAAGCAAGAUCAGGCUAGCGGGUCCGAGGGAAACAAGAAGGUCUGGUAUCUGAAACCCAUCAGUACCGGUCCGGAAGAGGAGAGCGAUGUCUCGUACGUGGAGAGGAACGCUACGGAUCAUCUGGAUAGGGUCCGGACAGCCAAUCUGUAUCAGUACCGAGAACCCGUUAGCCCACACCUGGCCAGACAAUUGGCACCCGACCUCGCCUACCCAAAGACCAACGAUCACCUCCUCACUAAGAUCCGUCAAUACGUCGAAUCCUGCAGCACGAACGGCUCCGGAUCCAUCUACCUCGAGACCGCCGGAGGUGUCCACUCUCCCUCCCUACACGCGCCUUUGACUCAGAUCGACUCUCUUCGUCCUCUUCGACUACCUACCCUGCUCGUCGCUUCCCCUCACCUAGGAGGAAUCAGCACGACCCUGUCCGCUUACGAGUCGCUCGUCGCGAGGGGUUAUACGAUCGAGGGCGUCUUGGGGCUCAAAGAUGAUUAUUAUAGGAAUCACGAGUUUUUGAAGGAUUAUUUCCUGGAACGCGGGAUCGACUUUUGGGGCUUUGAGAUGCCGCACAAGAAGGAGGGGUUGUCUAUGGAGGAGGACGUGAGGCUGUUGAAGCGGUGGUAUGACAAGAUCGAGGAUGGGUCGUUGGAAGAAAGGGGAGGAGAUUCUAUGGCCGAUGUGGUUAGGCGUUUGGAAGAACGGCAUGAAGCGAGGAUCACCGAGCUGGAGAGUAUGCCUGGACGGACUCAGAAGAGCAUCUGGUGGCCUUUCACCCAGCACGGCCUGGUGAACAAGGAAUCGGACGUCAUGGUCAUCGAUUCAGCUAAAGGCGACACGUUUGACGCGUACUACAAGCCGGGGGAAUUAUCGGCGAGCAGUACAACCCAGGAUGGAGAGGGUCAAAGCAUGUUGAAGCCUCUGUUCGAUGGCAGUGCGAGCUGGUUCACACAAGCGCACACUCACGCUCAUCCUCGUCUGACCAUGGCCGCUGCUGAAGCGGCAGGGAGGUAUGGACACGUCCUCUUCCCCUCUGGUACCCACGCGCCCGCCUUGGAGCUAGCAGAAAAGCUUCUCGAUACGGUAGGAAAGGGCUGGGCGGAGAGGGUCUUCUAUUCGGACAACGGCAGCACGGGGAUGGAAGUCGCCUUGAAAAUGGCGCUGAGGUCGAGUGGAAGGCGGUAUGGCUGGGAGGGUGUCGUUGGGGAGAACGUGGGAGUAAUCGGGCUGAAGGGCGGAUAUCAUGGUGAUACGAUUGGGUCGAUGGACGCUUCGGAUCAAGGGAUCUACAAUACCGCCGUUGACUGGUACAAAGGUCGUGGAUACUGGUUCUCCCCGCCAGAAGUCAAGAUCCAGCAAGGCAAAGUCGUCGUCAACUCUACCGGCAACAAACGCGAUUGGCCUGCUCAUCCUAUGAAGGACAGUUUCACGCCAACCGAAAAGGCUGCAACGGCGCCGCUCUGGUCGGUCGAAUUUGGCUCGUUACCGGAAGUUUACGAUGUCGAGUCUCGUCUGGCUUCGCCUCUUGCGGAGUAUUACCGGUCGCACAUCAGAUCGACGUUGGAAAGGAUUAUGAAGCAGGUUGACCCUACCACAGGAGAGAGAAGACGUCUGGGCGCUCUAGUGCUCGAGCCCAUGUGUCUAGGAGCAGGCGGUAUGGUUUUCGUCGAUCCGCUCUUCCAGCGAUGUCUCAUGGAUGUCGUUCGAGCGAGCGAGGAUCUGUUCAUUGAGGGCUCCGUGAAGGGUGACGUAGAUGGAUCCGACUGGAAAGGUCUGCCUGUCAUCUUCGAUGAGGUUUUCUCUGGUCUACGUCGGCUGUCCUACCUGUCAGCCUCGGAAGUUUUGGGUGCCUCGCCAGAUAUCGCAGUCUACGCCAAGAUCUUGUCAGGAGGUCUUCUGCCGCUCUCCACCACACUGGCGUCGGGUUCCAUAUUCAAGGCUUUCCUACAUCCGACGAAAAAGGUCGAAGCUCUUCUUCACGGGCACAGCUAUACCGCAAACCCCAUCGCUUGCAACGUUUCUUUGACUGCUCUCAAGAUGGUCGAGGAACAGCAAGUGGCUUCCGAGAAAGGCGAGGGUGCCUGGAAAGAGGCCAAGGCGUCUUGGCUGAGCGAGUCGAGCAAGCUCAACGAGAUGUGGAGUUUCUGGGACAAGGACUUUAUCGACCGAGUCAGCAAGUCUGAUCGGGUUCAGGGUGUGAUGACGAUGGGAACGGUCGUUGCUAUCGAAUUGAAAGAAGAGGCGCAGGACGGAUUUGGCGGCUACGCAUCAUCGCUCGCCCUGGACUUCCUCACCUCGCUGCGCCAGGGUUCGCCGAUCUCGGGAUCAUCAGAAGAAUCAUCAACUUUCGCACCGUUCCAUAUGCAUUCGCGUCCACUCGGCAAUGUCGUCUAUGUGAUGACCAGCCUAUGGACAGACAGACAGGUCGUCAAGGGGAUCGAGGAGGCCAUCGAAGCCAAGCUC
Messenger RNA from Filobasidium floriforme, 2668 nucleotides. Its product is annotated as putative Adenosylmethionine-8-amino-7-oxononanoate transaminase. Lineage: Eukaryota; Fungi; Basidiomycota; Tremellomycetes; Filobasidiales; Filobasidiaceae. Gene Ontology annotation, molecular function: pyridoxal phosphate binding; dethiobiotin synthase activity; S-adenosyl-L-methionine:8-amino-7-oxononanoate transaminase activity. The annotation marks the transcript as partial. Gene Ontology annotation, biological process: biotin biosynthetic process. The transcript has 10 exons. The record is from RefSeq and is a predicted model, not a curated record. Gene Ontology annotation, cellular component: mitochondrion.